AUGUCGGAAUAUACAAAAACGCCCGAAAAUGUUGAUGGUAUUGCAAGUGUAGAGUAUGAUCAUUACGGGUAUGAAAUAUUUAUUCCAGAAAGUAAUGAAUCGGUAUGGAGUGCAGAUAUUCCUAAAUCAUACAUGUGUGGUGGCAAUGGAAGUUAUACAUUCAGCGAUGCACCUGUAUAUCAGAUGGAAUCUGUUGAUGACCCUCUUGGUAGAUUUAUUGUUGUUAUAAUUGCAAUUUUACUUGUCUGUGUUUGUACAGGCACAUGGCCAUUACUUAUAUCAAUAAAUACUAGAGUCGAGCGGAUUGAAGAGAAGCAAGACGAACUUAUCGAAGAAGUUCAUGAAAUUAAAGAAAAUAUCAGAACAGUCAUUGACUUUGUGAAGCUUAAAUGGAUUUGGGGUAGAAAGCAAGAAGAGCCUCAAGAAGAAACUAAAGUAGAAGUAGUAAAGAAGAAAGUUAUUACAUGCAUGGACGUAAUUAAAUACACUUGGUUACUUAUUGCAGCGAUCUGCAUGCUAUUAGUAGCACAACUCGCUGCUCAAGUUAUAUGUGUUCAAUUAAAUUGGAAGAGUACCACACGCCUUGUAAAAGUCAACAAAUGUUAUUUCAUCAACACUUCAGGUUUAAUUCUUGAAGAAACAAACCAAGAAGUCGAAGGCAAUAUUACUGUUCCUGACAAUACAUCGAAUACAGUUCGCAAAUUACUGGCAAAUCAGCAGGCAACAGUUAAAUUACAGAAUAUUACAGCGAAGGCAUCAAUACAAGUUGGGAAAGAGAAGAUUUCAUUCACUUCUCAAUGCGAAGGUGCUAUGUUUAAAGCAGCAAGUGGAGAAAUUUGGAAAUUAUAUCCAAGUAACGCAUACAACUGUACAGAUGUACCUGCUGUAUACCUAAAGAAGCUAUAUACAUACUCGCAGUCAAGAUGCUCAUUUGGUGCAUGGAGUGAUAAUGAAUUUGGUCCACCAACUGCCUCCGAAGACGAAGAAGUUAUUGAAUAUUAUAACAGUGCGAACGAGAUUCCUAAGAACGGAUUUUCUUUUGCAACAAAUCCUUUGUCAUUUAGUGGUGUUGUACAAGCACUCGAGAAAAUUGGUGCUGUUAAUGGAGAAUGGACUGAAUGCACAGGAUGUUGUGGAAUGGGCAAUUUAGGAACAAGAUACAGAAGAGCACGAGCAUAUGCAUUAAUUCAAAGAGAAGUUUGGUAG
Trichomonas vaginalis G3 is the source of this 1206-nucleotide messenger RNA. RefSeq lists its product as uncharacterized. Lineage: Eukaryota; Parabasalia; Trichomonadida; Trichomonadidae. The coding region runs from base 1 to 1206 and encodes 401 amino acids. The record is from RefSeq and is a predicted model, not a curated record. The transcript has a single exon.